AGACACGUGCUGUCUUCGUGCCAGAACUGUUGUUGUGAUUUGUCAAGAUGCCUACUGAAGUUCCUCUUCACUUUAGACCAACAUACCCCAAGAUAACACCUGGUUUGGGUGAGACCCUAGCUAAUGAGAUGCGUAAGAGGAUAAUGGUUCUUGAUGGAGCAAUGGGUACCAUGAUACAAGGACACAACCUUACUGAAGAACAGUUCAGGGGUGAAGAGUUUAAGGAUCAUCCCAAGCCAUUAAGAGGAGACAAUGACCUCCUCUGCCUAACACAACCUGACAUCAUUUAUAAUAUACAUAAACAAUAUUUUGAAGCAGGUGCUGAUUUCUCUGAGACUAACACAUUCAAUGGAACAUCAAUUUCACAAUCAGACUAUGGACUGGAGCAUUUGGUCUAUCGUAUCAAUAAAUCAGCUGCUGAAAUUGCAAGGCGAGCAGCUGCUGAUGUCAGCAAAGCAACAGGUCUACCCAAGUACGUUGUCGGAGCACUGGGUCCAACCAACAGAACAUUAUCAGUAUCACCCUCAGUGGAGAGACCUGACUUCAGGAAUAUUACAUUUGAUGAACUGGUUGAUUCAUAUUCAGAGCAGGCCCAAGGUCUUCUUGAUGGUGGGGUUGAUGUCCUAAUGGUGGAGACCAUCUUUGAUACAGCUAACUCCAAGGCAGCUCUAUACGCCAUUGAGACUCUCUUUGAAUCAAAAUACAAACCAAUACCAGUCUUUGUGUCAGGUACUAUAGUUGAUAAAAGUGGAAGAACAUUGUCUGGUCAGACGUCUGAGGCCUUCCUGUUCAGUGUGACACACUCCAAACCACUCUGUAUUGGUCUUAACUGUGCUUUAGGUGCUACUGAGAUGCGUCCGUUCAUUCAAACUGUCAGUAGAUCAACUGAAGCUUUUGUACUCUGUUAUCCUAAUGCUGGUUUGCCCAAUGCUUUGGGUGGAUAUGAUGAAACUCCUGAAGUUAUGGCCAGUCAUUUGAAAUCAUUUGCAGUUGAUGGUCUUGUGAACAUUGUCGGUGGUUGCUGUGGGACCACACCUCUUUUUAUUAAAGCUAUUGCAGAAGCAGUGAAGGGGUUAAAACCAAGGGAACCGCCCACUAAUCUUUAUCAUGACGCACUCAUACUGUCAGGGUUGGAAGGGGUUAAAAUUAAUUCCACUACUAAUUUCGUUAACAUUGGUGAAAGGUGCAAUGUUGCUGGGUCAAGGCGUUUUGCUCGUUUGAUAAUUGCCGGAAAAUUUGAGGAGGCACUCGCCGUUGCUAAGCAACAGGUUGAGAUGGGUGCCCAGGUCCUUGACUUGAAUAUGGACGAGGGUAUGCUGGACGGAGUGAAGGCCAUGGCUCGAUUCUGUAACUACAUAUCAACUGAACCUGACAUUGCUAAACUCCCCCUCUGCAUUGACUCCAGUAAUUUCUCGGUGGUUCUUGCUGGCCUAAAGUGUUCCCAGGGUAAGUGUAUCGUGAACUCCAUUAGUCUCAAAGAAGGGGAGGAGGACUUCAUUGAGAAGGCAAAGAUUAUCAAGAAGUUUGGAGGAGCAGCUGUCGUGAUGGCAUUUGACGAAGUCGGACAAGCUACUACAACAGAGAACAAAGUCUCCAUCUGCACAAGGUCUUACAAUAUUCUGGUCGAUGUUGUUGGGUUCAAUCCAAAUGACAUCAUCUUUGAUCCAAACAUACUCACCAUAGCAACGGGAAUGGAGGAGCAUAACAACUAUGGGAUAUCGUUUAUUGAGGCAACGAGAUUAAUUAAACAAACAUUACCUGGUGCCAGGAUCAGUGGUGGUUUGUCUAAUUUAUCGUUUUCAUUUCGUGGGAAGGAGGUCAUUAGAGAGGCAAUGCACAGUGUCUUUCUCUACCAUGCAAUACAAGCUGGUAUGGACAUGGGUAUUGUUAAUGCUGGUAACCUCCCACUGUAUGACGACAUUAAAAAAGAUUUAUUGAAUCUCUGUGAAGACCUGCUCUGGAAUAGAGACCCAAACACGACUGAGAAACUCCUCGAAUAUGCCCAGUCGCUGGGUGAAGGUGCUAAGAAGCAGGUGGCAACUGAUGAAUGGAGGAAUACCACUGUUGAAGAAAGACUGGAAUAUUCACUAGUUAAAGGUAUUGAUAAGUUUGUGGUAUCAGAUACAGAAGAGGCUCGUUCUAAUUUCGAUAAGUACCCACGCCCACUUCAUAUAAUUGAAGGGCCACUGAUGUCUGGUAUGAGUAUUGUUGGCGAUCUCUUUGGAUCAGGAAAAAUGUUUCUUCCACAAGUGAUCAAAUCUGCUCGUGUCAUGAAGAAAGCCGUCGGGUACCUAAUUCCUUUUAUGGAAGAGGAGAAGGAGAAAGCAGCAAAGGAAGAAGGAACUGUCAUCUCUGAAGAUGAAAACGAUAGAUUCUCGGGUACUGUUGUUAUAGCAACUGUCAAAGGUGAUGUACAUGAUAUAGGGAAGAAUAUUGUAGGUGUGGUCCUCGGCUGCAAUAACUUCAGAGUUAUUGAUUUGGGAGUAAUGACACCUUGUGAGAAGAUAAUAGAGACAGCAAGAAAAAAUAAAGCAGAUAUUAUUGGUCUUUCUGGUUUAAUUACUCCGUCGUUGGAUGAGAUGAUUUACGUUGCCAAGGAGAUGGAGAGGGAGGGCCUAAAGAUACCGCUACUGAUAGGAGGAGCUACUACCACAAAGACUCAUACAGCUGUAAAGAUUGCGCCAUGCUACAGUCAGCCCACUAUACAUGUUGUUGAUGCGUCUAAAAGUGUUGUUGUGGUCUCUACAUUACUUGAUGCUACUGCUAAAGAUGAUUUCACUGAUGAUAUUUCUGAAGAAUACACUGACAUUAGAGAAGACCAUUAUGACAGCAUUAAAGAUAAACAGUAUGUCAGUAUUGCUAAGGCUAGAUCAGAAGCACUUGCUCUGAAUGUCAACAGCUAUAAACCUGUAAAACCCAGGCAGUUGGGUAUCACAGUAUUCCAGGAUUACGACUUGAACCGUUUGGUAUCUUACAUUGACUGGAAACCUUUCUUUGACGUCUGGCAGCUAAAGGGAAAGUAUCCAAACAGAGGGUACCCUAAAAUAUUCAAUGACAAGGACGUGGGUGCCGAAGCUAAGCGUACAUUUGAUGAUGCUCAGGUUUUAUUGAAUCGUAUCAUUAAAGAGAAACUGUUAAUAGCUAGAGGAGUAGUGGGUAUCUUUAAAGCUGUGAGGGAUGGAGAUGACAUUAAGAUACUGUCCGAAGAGAAUACCACCAUAGCAACACUGUAUGGACUGAGACAACAGGUUGAGAAGGCCUCAAUGAGUACCACUGGCCCUUAUAUGUGUCUAUCAGAUUUCAUUUAUGACUCAUCAGGUCCGACUGAUUAUAUUGGUAUGUUUGCAGUCUCCACUGGUUUCGGGUGUAAAGAACUCUGUGACAAGUACAAGGAGCAGUUUGAUGAUUACAAUGUGAUCAUGUUGGAAGCUGUGGCUGAUCGUUUAGCUGAAGCAUUCGCUGAGGAGCUUCAUGAGAGGGUCCGGAGGGAGGUAUGGGGAUAUGCUGAUACUGAAGACCUUGACGCCUCAGACCUGCAUAAGAUCAGAUACCAGGUAUGGAGUAUGGAAUUUAGGAAUGGGAAUUGAUGUGUGUGGCAUGUUGCAGGUA
Messenger RNA from Amphimedon queenslandica, 3609 nucleotides. RefSeq names its product methionine synthase-like. The record is from RefSeq and is a predicted model, not a curated record. The coding region runs from base 48 to 3587 and encodes 1179 amino acids. NCBI's taxonomy places the organism in Eukaryota, Metazoa, Porifera, Demospongiae, Haplosclerida, Niphatidae. The transcript is spliced from 32 exons. Gene Ontology annotation, biological process: tetrahydrofolate metabolic process; homocysteine metabolic process. Gene Ontology annotation, cellular component: cytosol. Gene Ontology annotation, molecular function: zinc ion binding; cobalamin binding; methionine synthase activity.